AUAUGAUCCAUAACACUUUGUGAGGAGACAGCGGACGGGGCAUCGUUAUCCUUCUACCUUCUUUUGUUCUGUUUAUGCUGUCAUUAAUUUGAUUAUGCUUUUAACAAAUAAAAACUUUGUAGCGGGCCAUUAAGUAACUUACAUUACUUUGCUUAAUGCAAUUAUUCACACAAAGACUUUUUAUAGUAAGACGUUAUGUGGGAAGUGGUUGAAAAAGUGAUUCGAUCCAAAAAAUUUCAACAGCGUUCGUCUUUGGACAAAAACAGGACAGUGUGUCAAAUUUGAUGAGAAUACCUCAAAAAUUGCGGCUUGUAGCUUGAACAUAAGAACAUGUUAAUGGACGGACAGAUGGAUAAUUAACCAUGUUUCGUUUUGUAUUGUUAACCGUUUGUUUGGCUGUACCAGCUUUGGGUUAUUCAACUGGAGGCCCCCAACAAAUCUGUACGAAUGGUUUAACACCCGAACAUCAUGUCGAUCCCCAAACUAGCCCUGUACCCUAUAGCUUUUCCGGAGGCAAUACUGUCAAAUCGGGUGACAAAAUCACUAUCACUUUAGAGGGUGGCGACUUCUUAGGAUUUGCCAUUCAAGCGCACGAUUCGAAAGGAGAACCGAUCGGUACUUUCAAAAUUGUCGAAUCCAAUAAAUCACAAACUUUAAGUUGUUCUAAUCCUGAUGACACUUUGACCCAUAAGAAGAUACCUAAAGAUAAUCCAAUUACGAAAGUUGAAUUUCAGUGGAUUGCUCCGGCCGGCUAUAAGGGUAAAGUAAAAUUUGUCGGUACCGUAGCAAAGGACGGCGCUACAUUCUGGGUACGCAAAGUAUUGAAGGAAGUCGAUGUGGAGUAAUCGCUUGUUGCUGUAAUUUACUAUUAAAUAUUUCCCUUUGUUCUUUCAAUUUAUAAGAAAAAUUUAUUAUUACUUUUAUAUUUUCCUUAUCAUUUAUAUUUCGUUUUUAUUUUUUUAAUUUUUUUUUUUUUUUUAGUAUAUUGAUGAUGUUAAUUUAGUGAAAAAUGUGAUAGAAAUAUAUGAAAGGAACUAAUUGAAUAACAAUAAAUACAGCAAUACAACAAUAAAAAGAAUAAAAUAUAA
This is a messenger RNA of Glossina fuscipes, 1088 nucleotides long. RefSeq names its product defense protein l(2)34Fc (gene l(2)34Fc). Bases 363 to 845 code for a protein of 160 amino acids. The transcript is spliced from 3 exons. Gene Ontology annotation, molecular function: oxidoreductase activity, acting on metal ions. The record is from RefSeq and is a predicted model, not a curated record. Lineage: Eukaryota; Metazoa; Arthropoda; Insecta; Diptera; Glossinidae.